Messenger RNA from Nannospalax galili (Upper Galilee mountains blind mole rat), 7022 nucleotides. RefSeq names its product DCC netrin 1 receptor (gene Dcc). Bases 80 to 4270 code for a protein of 1396 amino acids. Gene Ontology annotation, molecular function: protein binding. Lineage: Eukaryota; Metazoa; Chordata; Mammalia; Rodentia; Spalacidae. Gene Ontology annotation, biological process: cell-cell adhesion. The record is from RefSeq and is a predicted model, not a curated record. Gene Ontology annotation, cellular component: membrane. The transcript is spliced from 28 exons.
GUGCUCUCCUAUUCCAGGUUUUCAAAUUAAACCUUUCACAUCACUGCGCUUCUUAUCAGAACCUUCCGAUGCCAUCACAAUGCGAGGAGCAAAUGUUCUGCUCAACUGCUCUGCAGAAUCUGACCGAGGAGUUCCAGUUAUCAAGUGGAAAAAAGAUGGCAUCAACCUAGGCUUGGGAUUGGAUGACAGGAAGCAGCAACUUCCUAAUGGGUCUCUCUUGAUACAAAACAUACUUCACUCCAGACACCACAAACCAGAUGAGGGACUUUACCAGUGUGAGGCAUCCUUGGGAGACUCUGGCUCAAUUAUUAGUCGGACAGCAAAAGUUGCAGUAGCAGGACCACUGAGGUUCCUUUCCCAGACAGAAUCUAUCACAGCCUUCAUGGGCGAUACAGUACUACUCAAGUGUGAAGUCAUUGGGGAACCCAUGCCAACAAUACACUGGCAGAAAAAUCAACAGGACCUUAUUCCUGUCCCAGGAGACUCGCGUGUGGUGGUCUUGCCCUCUGGCGCAUUGCAGAUCAGCCGACUUCAACCAGGCGACAUUGGGAUCUACCGAUGCUCAGCUCGAAAUCCAGCCAGCACAAGAACAGGAAAUGAAGCAGAAGUCAGGAUUUUAUCAGAUCCAGGACUUCAUAGGCAGCUGUAUUUUCUGCAGAGACCUUCCAAUGUAGUAGCUAUUGAAGGAAAAGAUGCCGUCUUGGAGUGUUGUGUUUCUGGCUAUCCUCCGCCAAGCUUUACCUGGUUACGAGGAGAGGAAGUCAUCCAACUCAGGUCUAAAAAAUAUUCUUUGUUGGGCGGAAGCAACUUGCUCAUCUCUAAUGUGACAGAUGAUGACAGUGGAACCUACACUUGUGUUGUCACAUACAAGAAUGAGAAUAUUAGUGCCUCUGCAGAGCUCACAGUCUUGGUUCCACCAUGGUUUUUAAAUCACCCUUCCAACCUCUAUGCUUAUGAAAGCAUGGACAUUGAGCUUGAAUGUGCAGUUUCUGGGAAGCCUGUGCCCACUGUGAAUUGGAUGAAGAAUGGAGAUGUGGUCAUCCCUAGUGAUUAUUUUCAGAUAGUGGGAGGAAGUAACCUACGGAUCCUUGGGGUGGUGAAGUCAGAUGAAGGCUUUUAUCAAUGUGUGGCUGAAAAUGAGGCUGGCAAUGCCCAGAGUAGUGCUCAGCUCAUUGUCCCAAAGCCUGCCAUCCCAAGCUCCAGCGUCCUCCCUUCUGCUCCCAGAGAUGUGGUCCCCGUCUUGGUUUCUAGUCGCUUUGUCCGGCUCAGCUGGCGCCCACCUGCAGAAGCAAAAGGGAACAUUCAAACCUUCACAGUCCUUUUCUCCAGAGAAGGUGACAACAGGGAGCGAGCCUUGAAUACAACCCAGCCUGGGUCCCUUCAGCUUACCGUGGGAAACCUGAAACCAGAAGCCAUCUAUACCUUCAGAGUUGUUGCCUACAAUGAGUGGGGACCAGGGGAGAGUUCUCAACCCAUCAAGGUGGCCACUCAGCCUGAGUUGCAAGUUCCAGGGCCAGUAGAAAACCUGAAAGCUGUAUCUACCUCACCUACCUCAAUUCUUAUUACUUGGGAACCCCCUGCCUAUGCAAAUGGUCCAGUCCAAGGUUACAGAUUGUUCUGCACUGAGGUAUCCACAGGAAAAGAACAGAAUAUAGAGGUUGAUGGACUAUCGUAUAAACUGGAAGGCCUGAAAAAAUUCACGGAAUAUACUCUUCGAUUCCUAGCUUAUAAUCGCUAUGGGCCGGGAGUAUCUACUGAGGAUAUAACAGUGGUUACCCUUUCAGAUGUGCCAAGCGCUCCACCUCAGAAUGUCUCACUGGAAGUGGUUAAUUCAAGGAGUAUCAAAGUAAGCUGGCUUCCUCCUCCAUCAGGAACACAGAAUGGAUUUAUCACUGGCUAUAAAAUUCGACACCGAAAGACAACCCGCAGGGGUGAGAUGGAAACACUGGAGCCAAAUAACCUCUGGUACCUGUUCACAGGAUUGGAGAAGGGAAGUCAGUACAGUUUCCAAGUGUCAGCCAUGACUGUCAAUGGCACAGGACCUCCUUCGAAUUGGCACACAGCGGAGACCCCAGAGAAUGACCUAGAUGAGUCUCAGGUCCCUGACCAGCCAAGCUCCCUUCAUGUGAGACCCCAGACCAACUGCAUCAUCAUGAGCUGGACUCCUCCCCUGAAUCCAAACAUCGUGGUGCGGGGUUACAUUAUCGGUUAUGGUGUUGGAAGUCCUUAUGCUGAGACAGUACGUGUGGACAGUAAGCAGCGGUAUUAUUCCAUUGAGAGGUUAGAGUCAAGUUCGCAUUAUGUAAUCUCCCUAAAAGCUUUCAACAACGCCGGAGAAGGUGUUCCUCUUUAUGAAAGUGCCACCACCCGGUCUAUAACAGAUCCCACUGACCCAGUUGAUUAUUAUCCUUUGCUUGAUGAUUUCCCCACCUCCGUCCCAGAUGUCUCCACCCCCAUGUUCCCACCAGUAGGUGUGCAGGCUGUGGCUCUUACUCAUGAGGCUGUGAGGGUCAGCUGGGCAGACAACUCUGUCCCGAAGAACCAAAAAACAUCCGAUGUGCGACUUUACACUGUCCGGUGGAGGACCAGCUUUUCUGCAAGUGCCAAGUACAAGUCAGAAGACACAACAUCCCUCAGCUACACAGCAACAGGCCUGAAACCAAACACAAUGUAUGAGUUCUCAGUCAUGGUGACAAAAAACAGAAGGUCAAGCACGUGGAGCAUGACCGCACACGCCACCACCUAUGAAGCCGCCCCAACCUCUGCUCCCAAGGAUCUGACAGUCAUUACUCGGGAAGGGAAGCCUCGCGCAGUCAUUGUGAGCUGGCAGCCUCCCUUGGAAGCCAAUGGGAAAAUUACUGCUUACAUCUUGUUUUAUACCAUGGACAAGAACAUACCAAUAGAUGACUGGAUUAUGGAAACCAUCAGUGGCGAUCGACUUACCCAUCAAAUCAUGGACCUGAACCUUGACACCAUGUAUUACUUUCGAAUUCAAGCACGGAAUGCAAAAGGAGUGGGGCCCCUCUCUGAUCCCAUCCUCUUCAGGACUCUGAAAGUGGAACAUCCUGACAAAAUGGCUAAUGACCAAGGUCGUCAUGCAGAUGGAGGUUAUUGGCCAGUUGAUACUAACUUGAUUGAUAGAAGCACUCUCAAUGAGCCACCCAUUGGACAAAUGCACCCCCCACAUGGCAGCGUCACCCCUCAGAAGAACAGCAACCUGCUUGUGAUUACCGUGGUCACCGUGGGCAUCAUCACAGUUCUGGUGGUGGCGAUUGUUGCUGUGAUUUGUACACGGCGCUCUUCAGUUCAGCAGAAAAAGAAACGGGCCACCCACAGUGUGGGCAAAAGGAAGGGCAGUCAGAAGGACCUUAGACCCCCUGACCUUUGGAUCCAUCAUGAAGAAAUGGAAAUGAAAAAUAUUGAGAAACCUGCAGGACCUGACCCUUCAGGAAGGGAUUCCCCUAUCCAGAGCUGCCAGGACCUCACGCCAGUCAGCCACAGCCAGUCAGAAACACAAAUGGGGAGCAAAAGCACUUCGCAUUCAGGUCAAGACACUGAGGAGGCAGGGAGCUCUAUGUCUACUCUGGAGAGGUCCCUGGCAGCACGCCGUGCCACCCGGGCCAAGCUCAUGAUUCCCAUGGAGGCCCAGUCAAAUAAUCCUGCUGUCGUGAGCGCCAUCCCUGUGCCAACCCUAGAAAGUGCCCAGUACCCAGGAAUCCUCCCAUCUCCGACGUGUGGAUACCCCCACCCACAAUUCACUCUCCGGCCUGUACCAUUCCCAACACUGUCAGUGGACCGAGGUUUUGGAGCAGGAAGAAGUCAGUCUGUGAGUGAAGGACCAGCAAGCCAACAACCACCCAUGCUGCCCCCAUCCCAGCCUGAGCAUCCCAGCAACGAGGAAGCACCCAGCAGAACCAUCCCCACAGCCUGUGUCCGACCUACUCAUCCACUCCGCAGCUUUGCUAACCCUUUGCUACCUCCACCAAUGAGUGCAAUAGAACCGAAAGUUCCUUACACGCCGCUUCUGUCUCAAUCAGGACCUUCUCUCCCCAAGACUCAUGUUAAAACUGCUUCUCUUGGGCUGGCUGGAAAAGCAAGGUCCCCUCUGCUCCCCGUGUCUGUGCCAACAGCCCCUGAAGUGUCAGAGGAGAGCCACAAGCCAACAGAGGAUCCAGCCAAUGUGUAUGAACAGGAUGAUUUGAGUGAACAAAUGGCAAGUUUGGAAGGGCUAAUGAAGCAACUGAAUGCCAUCACGGGUUCAGCUUUUUGACACAUAUUGCAGAAAUGUCGAGGUGAAUUUUUUGGGAACUUUGCAGCGUACCAGUUAUUCAUCAACAGCACACCUGUGUCCGAGAACUCUAACUGACCUACAGGUCAACUAUCAGGACCACUCAGUUAAGAAUUGUAUGAAGCGGUUCAGAAGGAAUCAGCAUCCCGUCCUACAUAGGCAUCAGGAAUUGUACAAGGAUGACUAUGAGGUCCCUAAGCAAAAGCAACGAUACUCUGUACUGCAAAGUCGAAGCUGAAGCUGCUAGAAUAGUCCUGGGACUUUGUCACUGCAGUGACCACCAUCUCAUAACAAACGCCUACAUUUCUUUCAUCAAGACCUCUUGUUUUAUGUAUAGGUCUAAACUUAAAAAAAUGCAAGUGCAUAAUUCAAGCCUGUCCACAUGCCACGGCGAAUCAGUGCAAGCUCACUAUUUUUUGUUUUCAACUUUGAAAUACAAAGCACUCAUGUAAAUUCUUUCAUUCCAUAACACUAUAAGUUUGGAUGUUUUCCUGACAGCACAUAAAGGAAAUAAGUAAACAAACAAAAAGCAACGAUGCCUAUAACUCAUUCAUCUCACACGAGUGACAGGUCUUAGCAAAUGGGCAUAAAAUGUACCAAUUUUAGCAGGUAUUUGUAAAUCAAUUCUUAGUUAACAUUUAUGUAUAGAGUACAGAAAUAUAAAAUUCUGUAACUGGUGGCAUCCUGAGAGGAACACAUAGUUCCAGAAAGAGAAUUCAACAUGCAGUCUUCUCAUGCAUAUGGUGAUUGUGCGCUUAAGCUUAUAAUAGGACACUUUUCAAUUUGGGUGGCUUCUGUGCCAUCCCACACUGUGAUGACAUGUCUGAGGUUCACCAAGUCAUCCAUUUCAGCAAUUUAGCCAGGAGAGUUCCCCAGCCCUUCACCCCAGCCACCCUGACUUCUCCCUGGCAACUAGCCUUAGGCCCCAUGCAUCCUAUAACUUGCCAGCCAGUGUCCUCUAUUCCACUGUGGAAUUAGAAGACUUCCCGAGAGCAAACUUAAAAAAGAAAGCAACCUUGAAAGAUAGUGUCCAACAGUAUCUUUUCUUAAUUGAUGCCCCUUCCAACGAUUGCAUCUUCAGGGAGCUAUGUAAGGCAACACUGAGAGAUGUUAACCACAGGCUCUGUUGCCAAGGGAACCUUCCACACCAUGCCUAUGCCAGACUCAGGGAGGAGAGAGGGAUAGGCACCACUUGACAUCUGACACAUCAUAAUUCCAAUAUGUAUUUUUCAAAGCAGCAUCUUAAACUGUGGACUAGAAUUUUCAGCUUCUAUUGCCAUGCUAUCUACAGCUUGGAACUAGCUGAAAUUAAGAACAUUUUCUGCUUACCCUUUUAGUUUAUGAAUUUUCAGCUGAAUUUGGAGUUAAUCCCUAUUUAUGCAGCUGAGUCGUCGAAAGGGAGCUAGUUUGCAUAUUUAUCAGUUAGGUGACUCGAAAACCCAAUGAGAGAGUUUCAGCUGAAUUAUUCCUUUCAGCUCUGCCUUUGAUUUCAAGCUUGAGUAGGUCAUAAUUUUGAAAGAGCAUGGCAAAGAUAGGAUCUUUACAACCUAAUAGCUCCUUUUAUUAGGUGGGUAAUUAUAUAUGAAUCCCCGAAUGAAAUAUUUUGAGCAAAAUGGCACUGUAACAGAAGUAAUAAUUCAGAUUAUUUUUUUACAGUUUUAUGUCGGGAAGAAAAUCUGAUGUCAAAGAGAGGGCUUGUUCAAACGGUUCAUUAGAAUGUCUGGUCCAUUUGCAGAACGGUUCCUUCAGCAAGAGUGCUUCUUCAAUGUAGUAAGGUUUUCUGGAAGUCCCUUCGAAGAGCUAUGUGAUGUUAUUUAAUGGGACAGAAUAUUCCUGUUCAGUAUCUGGGCACUAAGGCACCCUCCACUGGCCUGAAAUAAAGCAUUUCCUAACACAGUAUUGAGUCCUUCAGAGAUCAUCUCAUUAAUCCAUUGCUUCAGUGAGGAAAAUGUUUAUUAACUUUCUCAACAUCCUAGAAUAGUUUCCCUUUUCUAAUACACACAGGCAAGAAACAUCCUUCGGAGGCAUUGGAUACCCAUGAGGACCAUCUAAUGUUCAAUUUGGCAUUUGCUAUAAAUCUCAGAUUUCAGGGACUGAGUUAUAUAAAUCUGUUCUGUGCAAUGUAGUUGGACAGUCGAGACAACUAGCAUUUUCACCAAAUUCUAGACCCCUCCACUCAGUCAAUAAUUUUAGAAAAUGUGAUCCUUGAAAGUAGUCAUUAAAAGUAUACGUUACAUGUUUUCAGUGGGAGUUAUGGUUUUUCCAGAUUUCUGUGAAAUUCAUUAAACAAAUACAGUGCUUUAUUUUGGCAAUUUGUAAUACUAAUAAGUCUUAUUGCUGUGCCUCAAAUAUACAACAGAAUCCUUGUAAGCAUGUUCAGGAGGCUCUGAUGUCAUUAACCCGGUGAUUUUCAUAUGCAAUGAAUUCAACAUGAUAUCUGCAGAAUUCUUGCCCUCCUCCCAUCCUCCCCAAGUAGUUCACAUGUGUACAUGAAACCUGUCCAGAUAACUUUUUAAUUUCCUGGUCUCUUGAUCUUUUAAUAAGAAAAAAAAUCUGUGACUGGAGUAAGAUAGCCUCAUUGUGCUCCUUCUCUGGGUCUACUUCAUGGUAUACAGGGCCCUUUAAGAUUAUACAUUUCUCCGACUCACAUAGGGCACAGCUUGACAGGCAGCCAGCAACCCUGCCCCCAGGAUUCAUUUCUCUGUGAGAGAGAAGAAAAUCAAAGUUGGCAAGA